Molecule: messenger RNA, 3678 nt
Organism: Mytilus californianus (California mussel)
Lineage: Eukaryota; Metazoa; Mollusca; Bivalvia; Mytilida; Mytilidae
Product: glutamate receptor ionotropic, NMDA 3A-like
Exons: 9
Coding region: 1-3576 (1191 amino acids)
Biological process (GO): monoatomic ion transport
Cellular component (GO): plasma membrane
Molecular function (GO): DNA binding; protein dimerization activity; glutamate-gated receptor activity
Source: RefSeq, a predicted model, not a curated record
AUGAGUAAUUUAACUUUGGUUGUGUCUUACAUUUUAAUCAGUGUUACAAUAAUUAUUUCCUAUGGAAAACAAAUACGAUUAAGUGUUAUCUGUGAUGAAUCAUUAUAUAACCUUUGUGCUAAACAAGUGAGUACCUACGAGAAAACUUAUCAAAGAUCAGAAUCUAUUGACAAUGUAAUAUUUCCUAUAAAAAUUAACAAUGGAACUAGUGAUUUGCUGUUAAAUUAUCAGCAAUUUAACGUUAGUGAUGACUUCUGGAAUAUAUUUGUGGUUUUUGGAGAUGACGUGACCACUAAUGCCGCUGCAGUUGUAGCCACAACCUACCACAUACCUAUAUUCCUGUACACCACUUCACAGUGGCACAACAAUAUAUAUCCAUCUAAAGUGGUAGCAUUGAAUGGAAAUCGGUGGAAUUUAGGUCAGGCGACGGCAGCUGUAGUAGAAUCUCAUUACUUACCAAAGACAUGUUUUAUCAUAGACUAUUACCACCUGAAUGACCAGUUUCUGGAGGGAUUUGUCUCUAAAGCAGGCAAUUACGAAUUCAACAAUACUCAAAUUAUCAUUUUCAGAGAUGAAGAAGACAUCUCAACGUUGUCUCUCAAACUCACACAAAUUAGAGAACAUGGGUACAGACUCAUCAUUGCUCACAUUAAAAACACUAAAAUCAAGACAGUGUUCCAGUUGUGUCAGCAACAAGGCUACUUUGAACCCGGCUAUGCUUGGAUUUUGUCUGACAUGUCAAUGCCGGCGUCUGACAUCGAAGAAAAGUUUUAUCCUUCUGGCUUAUUGGCAUUACAAAGCCAAGAAAUUGACGGAUUGGACUCAUUGAUUGAAAAGUCUCUUAUUUCUAUUUCUGAUUUUGUAGAAGAAAUUAACUCACUUGGUGAUAAAAAAAUCAUAAACAAUAAUUCUGUGUUCCGUGACCAGGUUGUCAGUUAUGUAACAUCUAAACGGCAAAAUGAUUCAUCAAACAGAGGUCUUUCAUUUGACGAAGAAGGACGCCGAACAAAUUACUCUUAUGUAGUACGAAAUAAAGAAGUUAAAAACAACAUUACAAACUGGAAGGAUGUUGGUCAUGUGGGAAGUGAUAUAUUUACCCUUAAUACAAUUUACUGGCCCGGUCAUACCAUUUUUGGGCCUGUAAAAAAUAUCAGUCCUAAACACAGGGUAGUUACUAGACCUGCAGAACCAUUUGUAUUUAUACACGGUCCAGUUGAUGGAGUUGGUAGUUGUUUUACAGCAAAACCAUGUUGCUUAGUUACACAGACCGAGCCGAUUGCCAAAGGUGCCUUUAUUGAUAAUUGUUUUACAAAUUCUUCAGAAUCUAUAUAUUGUUGUAGUGGAAUUGCUAUUGAACUUUUAGAUGUUCUAUCGAAAGAUCUCAAAUUUGAUUAUGCAAUUUAUUUUGAAAAUGACACAAAUUAUGGUAAUCUUAUCAAUGGUACUAUGACCGGAAUGGUAGAUGACAUUCUAACCGGGGUUGCAGAUAUGAUAGUUGGAGCCUUCAGCAUAACCUCAACUAGAUCAAAGUUAAUAGCAUUUACAGAACCAUUUUACUUCUCAGGUUAUUCAUUAGUAAUGAAAAAAGAAAUAACUAAUCCAUCAAUUGACGCAUUUUUGAAACCCUUUGACGACAAUGUGUGGUUACUCGUGAUUCUUAGUGCUAUUGGUACUGGUAUAGCUACAUCAUUACUGGAAUGGAAUAGCCCUUUUGGCUUAAACCCAUGGGCCAGAAAACGUGCCAAAAAUUAUACUUUGGGUUCCGGACUAACAAUGGUAUUUUCUUUGUGGUUUGGUCAUACGGUUUCUACAAAGCCGCCAAAAGGUUGGCCUAGUAAAGUUUUACAGAAUGUAUGGGCUGCGAUGGCAAUAUUUAUAGUUGCCAGUUAUACAGCCAACCUUGCUGCUUAUCUUGCAGGAAUUGUGAAUGAAACUCAAGAAAUAACUGGUAUCCAAGAUAAACAACUUGAGUCAAAGAAAAUAGCAAUGAUCGAAACAAGUGCUGCUGCUGAUUUUUUAGACAAAAUAGAUUCUAAACUAACAAAGCCCGUUUUUGUGAAUGGACUAGAAGACGGUUUGCAAGGACUGAGAAAAGGUAAACAUGAUGUUUAUGUUGAUGACAACCCUAUCCUUGCAUAUAAAUUGGCGGUGAUUGAUUCCAAAUGUACCAUCAAGUUUUCUGGAAGCGAGUUCGGAGAAAAUUUUUAUGCUUUUGGGUUGCCAUCCAAAUCCAUAUGGCUUGAGGAAAAGCUAUCGUCACUGAUUUUGGAUUAUGUAGAAAACGGAUAUUUGGUGACAAUUACAAAGAAGUUCGUGUCGGUUAGAGACUGCAAAGAACAAAUGUCAACAGAAAGCGUUAAUCAAUAUGAUCUUCAGCAGACUGGAGGUCUGUUUAUUAUGCUAGUGUGUGGGUUAGCUCUUUCUGUUAUGUUGUUAGUCCUGGAACAUGCUGCUUUUAAAUAUUUGGUGCCAUACCUAAGAAAACAAGCGGUGGACAGUAGGUGGAAAUCUAGACGAACGCUAGAAUUUUUCAAUCAGCGGUUAUAUCGUACUGUAAUGAGUGAAACAUUAGUGUCACCCCAACAAACAGCCCGUGAAAUGAUGAUGAUAAUGAAAGAUCGACAGUUUACUAGAAUGUUCCAGAAAAAUGAAUUGCAGCAAAAAGCAGUUCAAAGAGCACCCCGGAAAGGUUUGAAAUUUAUGAACCUUACUGAUAUUUUGUUGAGGUCUGCCAGUGAAGAUCGCUCAUUAUGUAAUGGUGAUAGUGCUAUCUUCUCAACAUCCUCUUCCGGUAAACUCUAUAAUAUUUCAGAAGAGGAGGAAAUCAAUAAUGGCAAAAUGAAGUUUCCAAUAGAAUCUCAGGAGUUUGAUGAUGUAUUUUACAAUGAUUCAACGGAAGGAAGCUCAUCUGAGGAUAUUCAGGAGAAGAAUAACGUUUUCACAAUCCAUCAUAACAAUUCGGACACAAACCUAGAUAAACACGUACAGGUUAAUCAUUUAUGGGAUCAGAAAAUUCAUUCAAUACCCAGCGAAUAUAUCAGUGCAACUGCUGAAUUAGACGUGAUGAAGAAAAAACGACUUCAGCUAUCUCAUUCCGAUUCUUCGCAUCUCGCGAGACGUAAUCACAAAAGCGAUAAACAGCGCGACAGAAAAUAUAGUACUUUCAGGAAGUCAGGAAGAGUUACUAUAGGACCAGACAAUACACCAUCUACUUUACCAGUGGCAGCAUCUCAACCAACCAAACCUACUUCAUCUUCCAAAUCAAAAUGUUACUAUAGUUCAUCAGUUAAGUUAAAAGAUAAUCGUGUUAAAUCCACAAUACGUAGACAUGCUCUAGCUCAAUUUAAACGCCAUUCAACAACAGUAUUUGAUGAAUGCGCAGUGGAAGCUUUAUCAAAGGAAGAUUUGUUGGUUCUAUGGAAACGUUCAGAAAUAGAGCUCCAAACUAAGCUAAAUAAACUUCAAUCACAAAACAAUCAUUUGAAAUGUCUGUUGGCUAUAGUUGAAUCAGACGAUUCAGAGGAGCCGACAAGAACUCUCUCUAAAAAGAAAAAGUUAUUAUGCACGAAACUGUGAUAGAGUCAACGUGAUUUUUUUUUCAUUUCUACAUUGUUAUUUGUUAUUUUAUUAAAAUAGUGUAUUGGUUUGUUUAAGAAUCAUGAAACAAAUCAUGUUUUA